UAUGAGCUCAGUUUCGCGAUUCUUCCUGCGUGGGCAUUAAGAGCGGUUCGCUCGAACUCGCCGCGUCCCGUUCAUGUGAUCCGAUCGACUGCUCUUGCGAGUCCGUGUUAGCAGAAAGAAAUUGAAGUAGACAUGCUCUCGUUUUGUUUCUUUUUUUUCUUUCCUUGUUGCUCCCAUGAUUGUAGAGCGAAGCUACCACAUGUGGACAUGCAUCGCUGAUGAUUUUCCGCAGCAGGAGUUGUUUUUAGAGUAUCACAUGGUUUCUAACUUUUUGCACAUCCACUUAUCCAACGAAAAGAAAACAAACUGUUGCGUAUCUCUCCAUUUUCUCUUGUUUUCCAUUGAGACGGUCUCGCGAUUGCUCUCCCUAUAAGUCCAGCUUGAUUUUUAAAUAUUUCCGUGAAUUUGUGAUGAUCUGGCGUUGUCGACUUGGAUCAAAAGCUCAGAGCGGUGAUCGACAAUAGACCCGAUCAUGGGUCUAACAACCCGUGUGCCCGCAGGCCUAGCCCGAGUCAUAAGAGCCCGCAAAGUCAUUCUUGGAUAGGUUUAGACAAGGGCAUUUACCGAGAAAAUUCGGUUGGGCCAAUUUUAACAUUUUUACGUAAAAAUACUAUCAUUGGUGUGCUAGGGCAAAAAUUUAGGCUUGACGUUCCCAUCAAUUAUCACCUCUGCUAUUCAGCAGAUGUCUAACUCAAUUGUCACUCCCCGCAGGCCUAGAUGCCAGUGCUCAUUUUUGUUUUUUUUAUGUGAUUAUCAAACAUUGCUUAAGUUCACUUCACUCCGUCAUUGGACCUUGAUCAUCGACCCUCGGCGGUUCUUUGCUUCCACUGAUGUCAUUUGUCUUCAACUUCAUGGAGAGAAUUAAGACUGGGACGAAAAACUAGUGAAGUUCUGGGAUUUAUGGUGCGGUAACGUUUAUACAUGGAGCAAGACCUGUACUCUGUAGUCUUAAUGUUGGAUAAUUUUCUCGUAUGAUUUUGCCCCGUCGCCAUCAACACAGGACAAAGAGGCAUGGAGUAACGAUCAUUGAAAUAUUAAAUGCUGGAAGAAUUCAGUACAGAUGAUUUGCACAGUUUUAUCUGCAUUUUGAUGAAUCUCUUACUUUGAAGAGUCAUGCAGCAGGAUGGAAACUUUGAUUUUCUUUAACCAAACAGCAGCCUAAUUCAUUCCGUGUUAUAGUGAAAUUAUGGAUUAAAACUGUCUUAUUGGUACAGUUAAUUCUCUGCACAGACCAAGUCCGAGCAUGGCAGCAACCAAGAUGAGUUUGAAGCUUCUUGUCGACAAGAGAAACCAGACCGUGCUCUUUGCCGAAGCCAGAAAGGACUUUGUGGAUUUCCUUUUCCAUUGUCUGGCUUUGCCAGUCGGAACUAUUAUGAGUCUUCUCACGAAAGCAGGCACGGUGGGUGGCUUCGGCAAUCUUUACAUGAGUGUCGAGAAUCUCGGUGACACAUACAUUACACCUAGAGAGAAAGAUGCUCUUUUGAAUCCCAAAGCACAGAGCGCCGGUCCAGAUGUUCUGCUCUUAUUGUUGCCCGAAGCUCCGCCUUCAGUGCCAAUUAACUACUACACUUGUCCUCGCAGUGAUUUAUAUAAUGUAAACAAUUCAUGCCGUAGCUGUGUGACAGGUUCCCCUUCUACAAGAUGUCCUGGUUGCAACGAUAAGAUGAGCAAGAAAAUGUCAUGGGUACCCGGUGGGGAGGGUGGUUAUGUGAGUGGCGUCAUGUACAUGGUGAUGGACGAUCUGGUUGUGAAGCCCAUGUCCCCCAUCUCUGGCAUUACUCUCCUCAAGAGGUUCAAUGUGCACGAAAUCGAGGAUCUUGAAGAGAAGGUGGUCGACUUCGGCUUGGAUGAGGCCAUAAAGCUGUUGAACGCUUCAUUGCACUCCAAAACGGUUCUCACAGACAUAUUCUGCAGGAGGAAAUCAGUGAAACGCUACUCUUCAACUCUAGAAACUAGUCUUUGUUAUAUAUUUGCUUGCUGGGGUAGUUUAUACAUGCUGGUUUGUAAGAUGCUGAUGAAGCUAUUCAAUCCCCGUUGAGAAAUUACUUUCUGUUAUAUAUAAGCUUACUCAGAAAUCAGUUUAUGGUGAUAAUUGAUCCGUGGUCCUAUGGUGUGUAAGACGUAUGUUACCUCUAAUGUACACAUGCUUGUCAAGUUGCACAAAUGUGUUUUAUGCGAAUAGCUCCGUCAGUUCACGAAA
This is a messenger RNA of Syzygium oleosum, 2200 nucleotides long. RefSeq lists its product as uncharacterized. The coding region runs from base 1244 to 2038 and encodes 264 amino acids. The transcript is spliced from 3 exons. Lineage: Eukaryota; Viridiplantae; Streptophyta; Magnoliopsida; Myrtales; Myrtaceae. The record is from RefSeq and is a predicted model, not a curated record.